Closterium sp. NIES-67 is the source of this 1346-nucleotide messenger RNA. The record is from the annotation of a GenBank genome assembly. Lineage: Eukaryota; Viridiplantae; Streptophyta; Zygnematophyceae; Desmidiales; Closteriaceae.
CAUUUCGCACAGCCCCACAGCAGCUUGCCUGUCAGAUGUGAAGCACUCGUGGGAUCUAGGGUUCCAAGAAUCCUCAUAGAGCCUAGGUUGACGAGAACUGCAAUUUAUUUGAAACAUCAGGCGAGAUAUUAUCUGCAAUUUGCGAUUAUCUGCAAUCCUCGCGCCUCUUGGUAUUUCGAGCGUUCGCAGCUGUGGUGGAGAGCGGUUCCGCUCGCGUUAUCGUAGUUCUCGCCUGCGGUUGUUAUACGCGUUAUUGAAGGUUACCUUAGGGUUUCUGCGGUCCUGUUGAAGGCCCCAGGCCCAAGGGCAUCUAACAGUAACUCGUCCCACUUGUGCCUAGUGCUAGCCCGCAGCAAAUACAUCACGCUCAGCAUCCUUCCCUGCACGUCCACCAUGGUUGCUUGCACGACCAGCGUGCUUGCGCUGCAUCCAGCUCCCUGCGCAGCGACCUUCGGCUUCUCCACCCGACUGCCUGCUGCUGCGCUCUGUUCUGCUCAACCCAGCCGACAAUGCGCCAGUAGCCAGCCGCUGGUUUCCCCACGCGCUGGUCCGGCGCAGCCAGGUUUCGAGGGGAGUCGGGUGCAAGCAUGGCAGCCGGUUUCGGGGAGUAGACGAGUGGUUGCGGCUCAUGCCAGGCGGAAGAGAAAGAACCCACAACCAGAUAAGCUCAUGGAUGGUGUAGAGCAGCUCGUCGACGAGCAAGACAUAGAAAGAGUCGCAGCAUCACCGCAGCCCUCAGCUGAUGACGUGGCAGCAGGGGAGCUGUCUCUGGACUGCAACCGCUUCCUGAUUGGCCGUAGCAUGAUCAACGACCGUGUGAGCGACCACGAGGAGGGAAUCACAUGGCUUCGGUCGGCGCCCCGCCUGCUGUGGGUGGCGCGGGAGAGGCGGGCCGAGGCUGAUGCAGCUGACAGGCAGAGAAGGAGGGAGUAGGGGGGAUGGAAGAGAACCUUUCACCCUAGGUUUGGGACAAAGGAAUGUAUGUUCUCCACUGGAAUAUUCAUCAGGAUGGCGAAGGUACCAUUUCUUAUGACAAGAGGUUACCUUUGUUAUGACCGCGUGAGCAACCAUGAGGCAAUCAUGAGGCUUUGGUCGGUGCCCCGCCUGCUGUGGGUGGCCUGGGAGAGGCGAGCCGAUGCUGAUGCAGCUGACAGGCAGAGGGAGUAGGGAUCAUCAUGGGCAAGAGAUGGGUUUCACAUUGUCAGUCUGUUCCUUCUCAUACUAAACGAGACGCGAGUGGUGUGAGCAUUUUGAGAGAUCCGGAGAUAAAUACGUUGUACAGUGUGCAUGUGCUUUCUCUCACAUCAACUUUUGCCUUGUGUACUAGUGCCUUUCCUGCUUUUGUG